Messenger RNA from Fonsecaea multimorphosa CBS 102226, 1779 nucleotides. RefSeq lists its product as uncharacterized. Lineage: Eukaryota; Fungi; Ascomycota; Eurotiomycetes; Chaetothyriales; Herpotrichiellaceae. The transcript has a single exon. Bases 1 to 1779 code for a protein of 592 amino acids. The record is from RefSeq and is a predicted model, not a curated record.
AUGCAUUUUACACUACGAACCCUCCUCAUCGCAGCCUGUGCCACGGGUGUCUUCUGCGACUUCCUGGGCCCAACCUAUCCAGCUCCUACGGAUCUCGCGAGUAACGGUAGCCAUGUCUCCGCCGCUUGGAGGAAUUUCACUUCGACUCUCAAUGGAUUCAUCAGUGAACCAAGCACCAACUUGACGAGUCCUGCGGGGUUAAAAAACCUCACCUUCUCCGUGGGAAUGUUCUCCAUCCACGACGCCUCAGCUGCCGGAUCGUUGCAGCUCCAUCACACGUCUAGCGAGAUUGCCAAUUCAUCUACCGGUGUGAAGAAAGUUGGCGGAAACAGCAUAUACCGCGUUGCCAGCAUGACCAAACUUUUCACGACCUUUGCAGGCAUGCUUAAUCUGAAAGAUAGUGAUUGGGAUCGUCCUAUCACCGACUUUGUGCCCACCCUUGCAGCGUAUGCGGCUGCACAUCCAGCAGAGAAUGAUUUGGUGGAUACUGUCGACUGGGACAAGGUCACACUUGCUGCUCUCGCUAGCCAGAUAGCAGGCAAUCCGAGGGAUAUCUCACCGUACGACCCGGGGGACUACCUCUUGCUAUAUGGCAUCAAUGAGCCGGUGAAUACGUUUGGAUUGCCACCUCUGAAUGUGAGCGAUCCGCUGGCGGCCCCUCCCUGUCUGAUCUCUGAACUGUCAGGGAAUCUGUCCUGUCCCAGCAACGAAUACGCAAUUGGCGCCGAAGCUCGACCACCGAUGUUCCUGCCCUGGACAAGUCCGGCAUACACAGACUAUGGGUUUAUGCUGCUUGGCACCGCGAUAGCCAACAUUACCGGCAUCUCAAUUCACGAUGUCUACCGGGAAAGUAUCUUCAGUCCACUUGGAAUGAAUUCUUCAUUCUCCAACGUCCCGAGCCCAUCCCAAUACAACCAAUACGUCAUUCCUGGCAAUGCUAGCUCAGCAGCAUUGACACCGGCCGGCGCUCCAGAGGUCACGAUACCCUCAGGCGGGAUUUUCUCCACGACGAACGACCUUGCGAAAUUCGGUACCGCACUUCUCAACGGGACUCUCCUUGACCCUGAUCAGACCCGCAAAUGGAUGAAGCCAGUCUCACACACUGCCUUGUUUGAAUACUCGAUAGGAAGACCAUGGGAGAUAUACCGUUACACGCACCCCGACUCCGGACUUGUCACCGACAUCUACACAAAACUGGGCGACUCUGGCUACUACGGCGGCUACAUGGUCCUAAUCCCAGACUUUGAUGCAGGCUUCAGCAUCAUUGCGGCAAGCUCUCUAUCAGAGCGGUCUUCAUUGACUGCUUUACUCGCGGACCUCGUCACUGAGCAGAUGUUACCAGCAUUGACUGCUCAGGCGCAAGCUGAGGCGCAGAAUAGUUUUGUGGGCACGUAUACCUCCGAAGACGAGAGCCUCAAUAGCACGUUGACUUUGACGAUCAAUCCACAAGGGAAACCCGGUCUGGUGAUCACUCAUUUUGUCAGUAACGGCACGGAUGUCCUGCGCAGUGGCGCGAUUGGCGACAGUCCGGUAAGGCUCUUGCACUCGAUAUCCGAUCGCCCCCAUGGACGAAUGGCAUUCAGGACCUCUUCGUUUCGCGCCCCAUCGGGCGGGCUGUUUUCUCAACAGUAUAAUGCCAACCUAGACUGGCUGGACGGUGACUCGCCCACAUAUGGCGGUAUUGGAAUCGGCCUUUUCGUGUUCGAUCUAGAUGCUAAUGGCAAUGCGGUAGCUGUCAGCCCUGCGGCCUGGAGAGUGCGGCUUGUCAAGACCUCCUGA